Contarinia nasturtii (swede midge) is the source of this 1938-nucleotide messenger RNA. RefSeq names its product venom serine carboxypeptidase-like. NCBI's taxonomy places the organism in Eukaryota, Metazoa, Arthropoda, Insecta, Diptera, Cecidomyiidae. The transcript has 8 exons. The record is from RefSeq and is a predicted model, not a curated record. Gene Ontology annotation, biological process: proteolysis. Gene Ontology annotation, molecular function: serine-type carboxypeptidase activity. Bases 360 to 1904 code for a protein of 514 amino acids.
AAUUAAAAUUCUUCGAUAGUUCUAUUUGUAUUUUUAUUUCAGCGAAUGCAAAGAUGCUCAUUUAUUUUGUGCAUAGACAAACUAAAACUGCUGUAUCGUUCCACCAACGACAAUGACAUCAAGUUCAUAGAACUUUUGUAUAGAACUCGUUGCAUAUUCGCCAAACGUUGUUGAUGCAACAACAAAAAAAAAGAAGAAAAACCGAAGGAACUGUUGAACAGGAUUUGGCUUUGGAAUGUAAGCGAUCGUCUUUAGGUCUAAUAGAGUAAAAUUACAUUUAGUCGUAUCGAAUAGUUCACAGUGAUACAAAUUCUCUGCGAUAGUGUAGUUGACUCAAUUUCACAACUGAAAUUUGCAAAAUGAGUGAAUAUCAUUUAGUUUUUGGUGUAAUUUUUUCCUUAUCGCUGCUACAAAUAAUUGACGCACAAUUAUUAACAAUGCAAAAUAUACCACAGUGGCGUUCAGUUUUAUAUCCAUAUGACGAUUUAGGCGAUCCAUUGGUGUUAACCGAAUUGAUUGAAGAUGGUAAUGAGGAUGAAGCCCGAAAAAUGGCCCGAGUGAAUGAGAGUGAAUUUUUGGGUGUUGUCAGUUAUUCGGGAUUUUUAACGGUCAACGAUGAUUACGAUUCGAAUUUAUUUUUUUGGUUUUUUCCGGCCGUGGGAACGGAAAAACUGUACGAAGACGAUCGUGAAGACAGCGAUGAUGAUGACGGAAGCUAUAGUGGCAUUCAUGAUAAUGAUGACAGCCGAAAAGAACCACCACCAAAGCUGAUGUUUGGCAGUAAAAAAACAAGAAACAAUACACAAAAGUUUGCGCACAAAUUAAAAAAAGAGUAUAAACGUCCAGUCGUACUUUGGCUACAAGGCGGACCUGGCAGCUCAUCACUGUUUGGCCUAUUCACUGAAAAUGGGCCGUUUUUUGUGAACGAUGACAAAAAGACCAUUCGAAAAAAUCCAUUUUCGUGGCAUACGAAAUACAAUUUAUUAUUUAUUGACAACCCAGUUGGAGCUGGAUUUAGUUACACUGAUCCGGAUGGCUAUUGUAAAAAUAUCACACAAGUCGGUGACCAUCUUUACAUUGGAUUGAAACAAUUUUUCGAACUCUUUCCGUGGUUACAACAAAAUGAAUUUUUCAUCACCGGCGAAUCAUUUGCAGGCAAAUACAUUCCAAGCAUUGGGAAUGCCAUUUGGGAGGGAAAUAAAGAGGAAGAUUUUAUCAUUAAUUUACAAGGUUUGGCUCUUGGUAAUGCACUAUCGGAUCCAAUAAAUAUGCUUGAAUAUGCUGAUUUUGCAUAUCAAACUGGUCUGGUUGAUGUUCAUGGUAAAAAUGCAAUGAGGUUAUUCGAGCUACUGGCUAAAGAAUACUUUCCCAGCGUCGAAUCGAAAAUUUAUUGGGACACGAUGCUUUAUGCUUUCAUUCAAAGCAGCAAUUACAGCAACGUGUACAAUAUCCUGCAACCGGAAAUGCUGGAUUUGGAAUCGUAUCGAAAAUAUAUUGAACAAAAUCAUGUGCGUCGAGCAAUUCAUGUGGGUGGUGCUAGUUUCAAAUCGCCUGAAUAUGUGUAUAUAAAUUUGAUACCCGACUUUAUGACAACGGCAAUGCAUUGGACGGAAAAAUUGUUGAAUGAAGGAUUACGUAUUAUGUAUUACAGCGGUAAUAUGGAUUUCAUUGUGGCAUAUCCAUUAUCAGAGAAUGCUUAUCAGCAUAUGAAGUGGAAUGGUUCGGAAAAAUAUCGAUCGGCUCGUCGUGAGUCUCUCAUUGUAAAUUCCAAAAUGGCUGGUUAUUUCAAAGUGGCCGAUAAUUUUGUAGACGCUUUGGUUUUAAAUGCAGGACAUAUGGUUCCGACCGAUCAACCUGAAGUGGCACUUGAGCUUAUCGACCGCUUCAUUCGCAAUGAUUUAUAAUUUUCGAAAUAAAAUUUAUGGAUAUUAUUCAUGG